Messenger RNA from Athene cunicularia (burrowing owl), 1855 nucleotides. It is a transcript of the gene GSDMA, whose product is annotated as gasdermin A. Lineage: Eukaryota; Metazoa; Chordata; Aves; Strigiformes; Strigidae. The transcript has 10 exons. The record is from RefSeq and is a predicted model, not a curated record. Gene Ontology annotation, molecular function: phosphatidylserine binding; phosphatidylinositol-4,5-bisphosphate binding; phosphatidylinositol-4-phosphate binding. The coding region runs from base 224 to 1570 and encodes 448 amino acids. Gene Ontology annotation, biological process: defense response to bacterium; pyroptotic inflammatory response.
GGACGAAUCGGACUAAGCCAGUCUCUUUUUUCAGACCCCCGCGGGACCUUAGGGAGAGGGAAGAUUCCCCCCUGUUUGCUCAUCUGAACCGCGCACGGGGAUCAGCGUCUCUUCUCUAGCCAGACCCGCUAGAAGGUGCAGAAGAGGGGAGAGACCCGCAAGCUUUUCUUCUCAGCACAAGGACACGUCGCUCUGGUUCAAAAAUUCAUCCGGCCACGGCAGAAUGUUUAAGAAAGUCACCCAAUCCCUCGUAAAUCAAAUAGACCCAAAAGGAGACCUGGUCCCAGUUCAGAGCAUCUUAGACCACGAACAUUUCAGACUCCUCUGCCUUGUGAGAAGAAAAAGAAAAACCAUAUUCUGCCCAUCUCCCCGCUACAAACGGACGUGCUACAGAUUCGACGACGUGCUGCUGCCUAGAGAAGGCGAUAAAAGCACAGAGUUCCUCUUUCUCAACGAAGCUGGUCAAGGUUCAAGUCAGUUUACAGUCAAGAAAAGCUUCAGUGACAAAGUUGAUGGGAGUCUGAGCCUUUGUGUUGACUCUACAAGAGUAAAGGUGCAAGGAGCUUUCUCCUUGUCCAAAGGAUGGUCCAUCAAGCUGGAGAAGAACCACAUCUCGGUCCCGAGACUCGACGCACUGAGAACAGAAAGAAAACUGAAUGUGAAUCACUCCUUCAUUAAACAACUCCAGAAAACUGGCCAGAAUUUAUACAUCGUUCACGAAACACUAGAAAACUCCGAGGAGACCAGCUUCGAGGAGUCCACCAAGGCAGACGGGAGCUUUGCAGCCCAGCUUUACGCCGAGCUUUGUACAAAGGGCACCCGAGAAAGCAAUGAAAGCAUAAUUAUACCCAAGGGCUGCACCCUGGCGUUCAGGGCGAUCCACCUGACCAUUACAGAUGGAUCGUGGGAUCUUGACUAUUUCCCAGGAGAGAGUUCAAAGAAGUUCGUAUCUGACGGUUUCUCACAAGGAACAUUAGGAACGCUGAAGACAGAAGUUGGACAGAAUUUGACAAUUCUCUCGAAGUUGUCUUCUGAUCUGUGUGCCGUAUUUUUAAAAGCCAUCAAAGGUGUGAUGAGAGACAGGAACCUCUUUCACGAGCUGAGCCAGAAAAUGGAAGCAGUUCUUGACGAAACGGAUAGUUGUGAGCUGAAAACAGAAAGCCCGGACCUAAAAGACCUGUUGAGCAGCUUACAGGAUUCAUCAGGACACCUCCUCAAGCUGGCAGGAGCCAUCACCUACACUCUUGACGCCCUGGAUGAGCUAACGGAGAAUCAGCUGCUGCUGUUACUAGAGUCCUUGGAGGAGAAGAUUGUGAGCCAACAGCUUAAGCUGGUGGAGAGCAUCUUGGAAAACGACAUCGAAAGCAGGAAGGGGGGUUUCAGCGUGGAUGCCAGCUUGUUCUCCUUCUCACAAGAGAAGGAUGAAAAAAUAACCAUUGCCCUGGUUGGGAUGAGCGGAGUGAAGCUCCAGAAAGACGGAUCCGCUGUCUGCACGGAAGAAGCCUCCUCAGCCACGGCAGCCCUGUACGUGUCUCUGUACGUCCUCGAUCUUCUGAGUAACUCGGAUUAGGUUACGCAUGUCCUGCCAUGAGGGAUAAAUUUGAAAGUCUCUUCCUGCGAGAUAGUUCCUCUCUCUAAACUUCACCCCCGCAUAGGCGAGAUGUUCCUUAUUAACGCUCAGCGCCGCUUCGAAACGAGUAUGAAAACCAGGUUUAGGGCAAGAAAACUCCUUAUGGAAGCCAGGAGGUGGAUGCCAAAAUCGAUUCUUUUUCCCCCCCCCAUAUGAAGGCAGAGUGCCAACGGGAAAACCCACUAGCCCGAAUAGUCACAAGCCUGUCGGCCGUGCUUUACAUGA